Messenger RNA from Ziziphus jujuba (common jujube), 2547 nucleotides. RefSeq names its product subtilisin-like protease 3. The record is from RefSeq and is a predicted model, not a curated record. The transcript has a single exon. Gene Ontology annotation, molecular function: serine-type endopeptidase activity. NCBI's taxonomy places the organism in Eukaryota, Viridiplantae, Streptophyta, Magnoliopsida, Rosales, Rhamnaceae. The coding region runs from base 98 to 2464 and encodes 788 amino acids. Gene Ontology annotation, biological process: proteolysis.
ACUUGCAAUAGGACAAAUAUUGUCCAACCCGGCACACAUCCAUUCUAUACAUGUCUGUGCAAGAAAUGCAUGGUGAAUCGAAGUAAAUCACCUGUAGAUGGAGAAUACACAGCACAAAGUUUUGGAGAUUAUGUUUCCUCUAGGAUUACUUCUUCUUCUUCUUCUUCUUCUUAAGUUCUCACCAGCAAUAGCAAAUGAACAAGAACCAGCUGCAGUUGGUCUGAGGAAUAUGGAUGACGAGCAAAGCAGCUUACAGACUUACAUCGUCUUCACCAAGAAACCGGAAGCUGCCGGGGCUAAUUCUCUACAGCAUGAAGAUUUAAACGCUUGGUAUCAAUCAUUUUUACCAACCGCCACAAGCUCAAACCACCAGCCUCAAAUUGUCCAUACAUAUCGAAACGUGGUCACGGGUUUUGCAGCAAGAUUGACACCUGAACAAGUGAAAGCCAUGGAAGGCAAAGAAGGAUUUUUAUCUGCUCAAGCCGAAAGGAUGUUGGCUUUACAAACUACUCACACUCCUUACUUCUUGGGGUUAACGAAAAACCGAGGAUGGGAAUUAUGGAAGAAUGAAUCAAAUUACGGCAAGGGGGUGAUAAUUGGUGUUGUGGACACAGGGAUUUGGCCUGAUCAUCCUUCAUUUGGAGAUGAAGGUGUUCCUCCUGCGCCUGAUAAAUGGAAAGGGAAGUGCGAGCUCAAUGGGACUGUGUGCAAUAACAAGCUAAUUGGGGCAAGAAAUUGCAUACAUGGUGAUGCUAAUACUUUGUCACCCUAUGAGGUCGGCCAUGGCACCCACACAUCAAGCACAGCAGCUGGAAAUUUUGUGAAAGAUGCCAAUGCGUAUGGAAAUGCCAAUGGCACGGCCGUUGGCAUGGCCCCUCAUGCCCACUUGGCCAUUUACAAAGUUUGCUCCAUCGAAGGUUGCAAUUCCAGUGACAUGUUAGCUGGACUUGAUGCCGCGGUUGAAGAUGGUGUGGAUGUUAUCUCCAUGUCCAUAGUCUAUUACCAUAAUGACUACAUUCCUUUUCAUGAAGAUGCAAUUGCAUUGGGUGCAUUUGGCGCAACCCAGAAGGGGAUUUUGGUCAGCUGUUCGGCUGGGAAUAUCGGACCUGAACAUAAAACUUUAUCAAAUGAAGCUCCUUGGAUUCUCACUGUCGGAGCAAGCACAAUUGAUAGAACCAUAAAAGCUACCGCACGGCUACGGAAUGGAGCCGAAUUUGGUGGUGAAUCCGUUUACCAACCUAAAGAUUUUCUUCCUGUAUUGCUACCUCUAAUCUAUGCAGGUUCAAAUGGGAACCGAUCUUCAGCUUUUUGCAAAGAUGGCUCGUUGAGGAACAUGGAUGUAAAGGGAAAAAUAGUUUUGUGUGAAACUGGUGGACCGGUUUCAAUAAUUGCACAAGGCUACGAAGUGAGAAGUGCUGGUGGUUCUGCUAUGAUUGUCAUCAAUAGAAAGCAAGAUGGGUAUACCACUUUGGCAGAAGAUCAUGUGCUUCCGGCAACUCAUUUGGAUUACGCUUCCGGGUUGAAGAUCAAAGCCUAUAUAAAUUCAACCCAGAAUCCAAAGGCCACAAUCUUAUUCAGAGGAACUGUGAUAGGAGAAUCAUCAUCUGUUGCUCCAGCAGUACCAUUCUUCUCAUCAAGAGGCCCAAGCAAAGCUAGCCCUGGAAUUUUGAAACCGGACAUCAUUGGUCCAGGUGUCAGCAUCCUAGCUGCAUAUCCAUUUCCAACAGACAGCAACAUUGCAAGAAAGAAAACAUCGAUGUUUAACAUACUGUCAGGAACUUCAAUGUCUUGCCCUCAUCUCAGUGGCAUUGCUGCUUUGCUCAAGAGCUCUCACCCUUACUGGUCACCAGCUGCCAUUAAAUCCGCCAUCAUGACAACUGCUGAUGUAGUUAACCAUCAUGGCAAGCCCAUUGUUGAUGAAAAGCGCUCUCCUGCUGACGUCUUUGCCAUUGGUGCAGGCCAUGUGAAUCCUUCCAAGGCAAAUAAUCCUGGUCUCAUUUAUGAUAUUCAGCCGGAUGAUUACAUUCCUUAUCUUUGUGGAUUGAACUACACGGACAAGCAAGUAGAGAUCAUCACGCAACGCACAAUUAAGUGUUCAAAGGUGGAAAGCAUAGCAGAAACGCAGCUGAACUAUCCUUCAUUCUCAGUGGUUUUGGGGUCCGAGAGUCUGAGUUUUACAAGGACAGUGACAAAUGUUGGAGAGGCUAAAUCAACAUACAAUUUGGAAAAGUUUGUACCUCCAGGAAUAGGCAUAAUUGUAAGACCUGAGCAAAUCGUAUUCAGUGAGGUUAACCAGAAAGCAACAUACACAGUGGAAUUCAUCCCACAUAGCCACAAACAAAUUGGCGAGAUAAACCCACAAAGCCACACUGGGAAGGACAGUAAGCGAUAUGCUGAGGGAUAUCUGAGAUGGGUUUCGGAUAAGUAUUCUGUUAGAAGCCCAAUAUCUAUCAUAUUUGCAUGAUAUUGUCUUAGAAGUCUUCGCGCUACUUCGUUAGACUAUAAUUAGAAUUUAUAAUAAAGCUAUUGCUGCAGCUACUUAAGUUA